AUGGACGCAGGCAGCCUCCACCAGGGCCUUGAGGCAGAUGGCUUCUCCUCUGGUGGUACUGGGGCUCGCUUUGCACAUGCUGUCAUCAUAGUAGCCGGAGUCUGCGCCCUUGUGGCAAGUCUGGUCACUGUCGUUGCUGUCUGGUUACAGACGAAGAACUACAGAAAGCCAAUGCUACAAAGAUAUGUCGUUCGUAUACUGCUCAUGGUGCCAAUUUACUCGGGCGCAUCAUGGGCCAGCUUGGUCUCCACUACGGCAGCAGCCUACGUAGAGCCCUUCAGAGACGUUUACGAGGCCUUCACAAUCUACACUUUCCUCCAACUGCUGAUUAACUUCAUUGGCGGCGAGCGCGCCCUCAUCAUCCUCAUGACCGGUCGAGCCCCCGUCUCUCACCUAUGGCCACUGAACCUAUUCUGCUCCAAGAUUGACAUCUCCGACCCACACACGUUCCUUGCUAUCAAACGGGGCAUCCUCCAAUACACAUGGGUCAAGCCGCUGCUCUCGGUAGCCACCAUCAUUAUGAAAGCCACAGGGACAUACCAGGAAGGUUAUAUUGGCUUAACUUCGGGCUACUUCUGGAGUGGCAUGAUCUACAAUGUCAGCAUUACAAUCAGUCUGUAUGCGCUCGCCAUGUUCUGGGUCUGCAUGUCCACAGACCUCAAGCCCUUCCGUCCCAUGCCCAAAUUCCUGUGUAUCAAGGGCAUCAUUUUUGCUUCCUAUUGGCAAGGCUUUUUUCUUUCCAUUCUCGUGUUCCUUGGUGCUAUCCCGGAUGACGUCGCUGGUUACACUCCUGACAAUCUAGCUGCUGCCAUCCAGGAUGCCCUCAUCUGCUUCGAAAUGCCUCUCUUUGCAGUGGCUCACUGGUAUGCCUUUUCCUGGCACGACUAUGCCGACUCAACCAUCUCGGCCGCAAGGCUACCCGUCAAGUAUGCAUUGCGUGAUGCGUUUGGUCCACUCGAUCUCAUACAGGACACCAAGGAGACUUUUGCGGGCAAGCAUUACGAGUACCGCUACUUUGACGCUCGUGACAAUGUACUUGCACACGAGGAAUCUUCAUCAAGAGCUGCGCGAAUGGCGGAAGGAAUGCGCUUCGAAAGAGGAGGCAAGGGCAAGUACUGGAUUCCAAAGCCUGGACAAGGCUCAGAGCAUGAGCCUUUGCUUAGCAAAGUCACAUCAAGUCGCGCCCGAGCAAUGAGCCCUGGACCACACAAAGCUCUCAAUGGCGAGGGUGCCAAGUACGGGACACCUGACGUUGUUGAAGAGCCUGAACUAGACGCUGACGAAGAGCGACUCUAUGGAAAUGCACGUGAGCUGGAGUUUGGAGAUUGGAAUUACCCCGUCAUCGAAGCGCAUCGGCCAUCACGCGAAGACCGCUUGUACGCAGAUCCAAACAUACUAACUGCUUCCACCAACCGCAAUUUGCUACAACCGACCAAGGACCACAAACGAAGACGAAAAAGCCAGAUCAAGGAGAUCCAAUCGUCUGUGGACAAGGGCAAGCAGCGUCGGGGGUCGAGCGCAGCAGCGUCUUCACGCUCAAAGUCGCCGCAUUCCAAAUCACACGCCCCCUUUAGCCACCUUCUGCGUCAAAAGUCGUCAUCAUCAAGCUCUGCGAAAUCGGACCGGUCCCAGCUUGUGGACUUGGUUGUUGAAGAUCGCCAAGCUGAGGAGGUGGAACGGGUGCGGGCACGGAAGGAAGGAGGCCCAGGAUGGAACGAAGUUCCGGCAAAGCAUUUUGUCCACACGUAUCCUAGAGAAGGUGAGACGGAAGAGGUGCGAGAAGGCUUCAACCCUGAUGAGCCGGAGGCACACAAUCCCGAGGCAGAGCACAACCUCAAUCGGCCGUUUGCUGUGGAUGAACAAGGCGAGGAGGAGCAGCGGGAGCAAGACAUCAGGCCGCACGUGACGAGCGAGGCCAAUCAUUGGGAAACACGCGACGUCAGUGGGCACAAUGGAGAUGAGGAGGACCGGCUCAGCCCGUCAUAUGGUAGUUUCAGAGAGGAGCGGAAUGCCUGGAGCCAGAACUAA
Messenger RNA from Bipolaris oryzae ATCC 44560, 2028 nucleotides. RefSeq lists its product as uncharacterized. The transcript has 7 exons. Gene Ontology annotation, molecular function: transporter activity. The record is from RefSeq and is a predicted model, not a curated record. The coding region runs from base 1 to 2028 and encodes 675 amino acids. Gene Ontology annotation, biological process: transport. Lineage: Eukaryota; Fungi; Ascomycota; Dothideomycetes; Pleosporales; Pleosporaceae.